Messenger RNA from Mesorhabditis spiculigera, 705 nucleotides. The record is from the annotation of a GenBank genome assembly. Lineage: Eukaryota; Metazoa; Nematoda; Chromadorea; Rhabditida; Rhabditidae.
AUGGCCAUCAAUCGCGACACAUUACUGCUGUUCGUAUCGUUGCUUUGUCGGGUAGUCGUCGGAGAUGCAUUUCAUCCCGAAUAUUCGCUGCUGCGUUUACAGUCAAUAAUUGGGGACGCGGCUUCGCAGGAGGAUGUGCAAGCGCUAAAAACGAUGGCCGACGACCUAUCGUAUUGUUCAAACAAGGAGCGAGCCGUCAAAAGAUGGGUCGACAACCAUUUACAGGACGCCGACCCGUCGAUAGGUGCCGCGUUGCGCCGUUUCGCGCGCGCCCUCUGCACCUCGGAUCGUUACAUACGGGGCCAGGUGUGGAAAGCGCUCGGGGAUGAUGGACCACUUGGCAGCGACAUGGACACCCUCACCGAGCAGUACACCCGCGAUUUCGCGACCGUCUACCAAAACGAUGCACUCUACGCAUUCUCCGCAUUCACCGUACAGUACAUGUACAUGCUUGACUACAGCGCGGCCCGGAUGCAGUUGAUGGUGGACGCGUUGGCGGGAAUCCGUCAGCUAUACGCGCCGGGCUCGACGCCGAAGCGGUGGCUGAUUUGUGCGUAUCGCACGCUAUAUUGGGAGCCGUUAUACCUAGACACACCCACAAUAUCGUAUACAGACUCUGAUGGACUCUCAAUUUUCAACGAAACCGUAGCCGAGGGGCGGCAGUUAUGGGAGCAAGAUGGGGCAUACUGUGAUUCGAUCAAGGCC